This is a messenger RNA of Lecanosticta acicola, 1966 nucleotides long. The record is from the annotation of a GenBank genome assembly. NCBI's taxonomy places the organism in Eukaryota, Fungi, Ascomycota, Dothideomycetes, Mycosphaerellales, Mycosphaerellaceae.
AUGACGGGCUCCACUCCUAGCAACACGCACAUGAAUGGAAACCUUCAUCGCGCGCCUAACGGUGGUCGCGCUGGCUCAGUCACUCCCGUCGCUCUCCCACCAGGCACGGAUGCCGCCACUUUCAAUGAAUAUGCCAAGCGAGCGGUGGCCAUUGUCGGCGAGGAGAACGUAACGAUUGUCAUCGAUGCUGCCGAAGUGCACAAGCACGAUUACUUCAACCCCAGCAAGGCGUCAGACAUGUUCAAUAUGUGUGACGACACCCAUUUCCUCUGCUCGGCGGUCGUUGCUCCGCGAGGCGUGGAAGACACACAGGCGCUCCUGAAACUCGCGAACGAGUUCUCGAUUCCGGUCUGGCCAUUUAGUAUUGGACGCAAUCUUGGAUAUGGAGGUGCCGCACCGCGGGUCCGCGGCAGCGUGGGCUUGGACAUGGGUCGUCACCUGAACAAGAUUAUCAAAGUCGAUGUUGAGAAUGCCUACGCUAUAGUCGAACCCGGCGUCACAUAUUUCGAGCUCCACCAGUACCUCGUCGAUAAUAAUCUCCGUGAUCGCGUCUGGUUGGACACACCUGGUCUCGGUGGAGGCAGUGUGCUCGGCAAUGCGAUUGAACGGGGAGUCGGAUACACGGCGCGUACACACGAGUUAUCUAUAGCUAUACUCAGCGCUGACUUCGACGUUUGCAGCCCUAUGGCGAUCAUUGGAUGAUGCACUGUGGCAUGGAAGUCAUACUUCCGAAUGGAGAACUGCUGCGCACCGGCAUGGGUGCUCUGCCGAACCCAAAAGCUGACACUACCAAACCAUUGCACGAACAGGAGCCGAAUGAGUGUUGGCAGCUGUUCAACUACGGCUUUGGCCCCUACAAUGACGGAAUCUUCUCUCAGGCUUCGCUUGGUGCGUUACAGGCUGGAUGCCCUGCAGCUCAUGUUAAUGACUAACCCAGUCUUUUAGGAGUUUGUGUGAAGAUGGGUAUGUGGCUCAUGACGAACCCCGGAGGUUACCAGAGCUACAUCAUCACAUUCCCCAAAGACAGCGAUGUUGACAAGACCGUCGAGAUCAUCCGGCCUCUUCGCGUCGGAGGAAUUCUUCAAAAUGUGCCGACUCUUCGACAUAUACUGCUGGAUGCGGCCGUGAUGGGAUCCAAAAAGGAUUACUUCCCGGACAAGCCAGUCGACCAGCCCCUCACCGACGAUGAACUGGACCAGCUAGCUACGAAGCACGGUUUGGGACGGUGGAACUUCUAUGGCGCCGUCUAUGGCGCGCCGCCGAUUGCGGAAGCUAUGCUCACUGCAAUCAAGGCUGCAUUCUCGAAGAUUCCCGGAUCAAAGUUCUUUUUGCCUGAAGAUAUGCCCAACAACGAGGUUGCCCAGACCCGACACAACACGCUGCAGGGCAUCCCGUCCACGGACGAAUUGGCGUGGGUGGACUGGCUUCCCAACGGUGCUCACGUGGCUUUUUCACCCAUCGCGCCCGUGACGGGCAAGGAUGCCGCCGCCCAAUACGCCACGACGCGGCGGCUGGUGGAAAAGUACGGCUUCGAUUUCAUCGGCACAUACAUCAUCGGGAUGCGUGAGAUGCACCACAUCGUGGAAGUGGUCUUCGACCGUGCAGAUCCGGACAGUCGUCGCCGAGCGCAUCUCUGUGUCAAAGAGAUGAUCGUCGAAGCCGCCAACCAUGGCUGGGGAGAGUACAGGUGAGUUUUUUCUUUGUUUUCCCGCCUCCCACACCCAUGUGUGAAGGAAGUCAUGCAUGAGCUGACCCGACGUGCGCGUCCAAUCGUAGAACUCAUCUUGCCAUCAUGGACGACGUUGUCUCCACGUACAACUUCAACAAUCAUGUCAACUUGCGCCUCAACGAGCAAAUCAAAGAUGCUCUUGACCCCAAGGGCAUCCUCGCGCCCGGUAAGAAUGGCAUUUGGCCCAGAUCGUACCGCGCCGACAUGGCGCGUUGGAAGGUACCUUCGCCCAAUUGA